Paracoccidioides brasiliensis Pb18 is the source of this 2598-nucleotide messenger RNA. RefSeq lists its product as uncharacterized. The record is from RefSeq and is a predicted model, not a curated record. Bases 1 to 2598 code for a protein of 865 amino acids. The transcript has 4 exons.
AUGGCUGUCAAGGCACGAGCCAAAGGGGGACGCGCCGCCCACUUGAAAAGCGCGUCCCAACAACCAUCAACUUUGCGACGGUCGAGACGACUGCUAAGGAGUCGCAGUCGAGAACCCGAAAAUACCCAUGUGCUUGCGGCUCCAUCUAAGUAUUCUAAUUCUUCAUCCAAAGCCCCGUUCUCCCCAUUGAACGAGGAUGAAUCUCGGCAUCAGGCCGUACCCCACACCCCGACGAGGGAAAAUCGCGGUGGGAAGGCAGUGUCGAAGUCUGGUAACAAUGAACUAUCGCCUGUGUUUAAAACCCCUGCCAGGAAUGCUGCCAAUUUCAAUACAAAUCUUACCAGGCAGAACUCAAGGCGCAGCGAACGAUCUAUCCCGGAAUCACCAGUCGACCACGGCAACAUUACCGGCACAACUUUACUAGCCACUGACUCCGAUCAUGAGUCGCGAGAUAUGGAUCCCAGCAUCAUGGUCGAAGCUUUGCCCGACCUGGAAACUUGGGCAAACAACGCUCUGCGGAUUCUAGCUCCUCGCGUGUUUUCCUACACCAACGUGCUGAACAGCCUUGGUACAUCCAGCUUUCGAGCAAGAGUCAAACGUGUAGAGCAGACAUUUGAGACGCAAAAGAAGUGCUUUGGUGGCCAGCACUUCAUCCCUAUCGAUGCUGCGGCAGAAAUGCUGCCAUCUCUAGAACAUGUUCCAUGGUAUCCACACCUAUAUUUUCAGAAGGCCAACCUUGCCCAGCUCGCUUUGGACUUAAUUCCUUUUCGUGGAAAAAACACUUCCUUUACGGAGGGCCACUUUUGGGAACUUGAUGAAUUAUUUCCGACAUUCUUCAUCAGUUCGUUCGAAUCUCAAGAAGAUGACGAACUUCCCAAGCUAGGCCAGAGCGCUCUCCUGGCGGAAACUUUUAAGCUGGGGCUUGAAGUCCGCACCCAACUUGCCGUUAUUUACCUUCGAAGUGAACAAGAAUCAUCCUCGAAAUUUGAUCCCUUCGAGCUGUUGGCUGAGGUUUUCAUGGUGUCUACGGACGAAGGGGAUGAAGUCGAAAAGCUAAGGGGUUGGCAACUUGAUGGCCUUGACGCCGAAUAUGGCAAAAUCUCCGACCAAUUUCUUAAUGAAACCCAUGAACGUAUGAUGGCUAUUCAAGAAUGUUUUGUCUUUGGAGAUGUCAUCAAUCCUGUUGAUUUUGCGAAGCUGGAAUCGGCGUUCCCUUGGUCGGACUUCGUCACCCAAGCAGCUAAAUGGAUCCGUAUGAGGGUGGAUGAGAUUGAUGAGAAACUAGAGGAUCAAUCUUCUCUUGACGAAGCUCUUGAGAUGCUGCAAACUGAAGUUGAUCGAAGAUCAAGCCUUGAUCAGCGGGUUAUCUCUUCGUUGCGACAAUCGACAGAUUCAGUAGCUCAGCCCAAAAACACAUUAGGAGAUGAGGAGAAGGGAGUUGGGGAACCUCAGGAAAUAGAACCCACAAGCACAAGGAAAUCCAUGUUCUCAAUUGGAAAAGGAAUUUUCAAGUCUAUGGCCUCCGUAUCCCACUUGGUGAAUCUCCAGACCCGCGUGGAUUCAUCUUUGGCUGGUCCCGCUCAUACCCUGCACAUUGAUCAUCCUUCAAAAAGUACAACGCACGAAUCCUCUGUAGCUACGUCUGGAGAUUCGUCGACUGCAGAAGCCAAUAUUGAUGCAGAAUCACCUCCACCAAGUGUAUGUCGCAGUUCCCACCGGUCCAGCUCACGCCCAUUGCGUCAGAGUGCCACCCCCUCCAAGCAGAGAGAACAAACACGACAUGACGUAACUGAGAAGCAACCCGCUGCUGCUCUUUCUACACAGCAAAUCGCACGUUUUAAAACCCCCCCUGCGGCAUUUAUCGAUCGUCAAGAUGAUGCUCGCCGGUUAUCCCCAAUUGAUUCAAGUCCAUUAUCAUCCAGUAAAAGCCAGGUGAAUGGCCGUUCCAGGAAACGUCAGGCUUCCGAGGUUGAGCAAAGCGAUGACCAUGUUGAAGAAGAAGAUAUAUCCAGUGAUGAAGAGGGCUUUGAAGUGGACACCCGCAAUAUCCCCGCUGAGAGAAAAAGGGCUUCGACAGCGAAACUGCAGUCUUCAAAACGGCGACGCACCGAGAACGAACAGCGCAACCCCUCUGAAGAACGCUCAACUGAGCAACGUGCAUCUGCCACUCCACAAAAGCCAUCCGAACGCCGGAGGAACAAUCGUGCCAAAUCCAGGUUGUUUGAGGCUGGAAACGAAGGGGAGGAUGGACAGCCAUCAUGUGAUCCUACCCAAAUGGCUCGACGAAUACGAAAACCUGGUGGUGGCAGGAUCCCAUGGUCGGUAGACGAGUGCAACCAGCUUAAAAAUUUGAUUAUAGGAUUUGGGCCGAAGUGGUCGAAAAUCAAACAUUAUGACGACAGUUUGGAGGAACCGAAGCUGGGUCUUCGGGAUCAAGUGAACCUUAAAGAUAAGGCCAGGCAGAUGUCUGUUGAUUUCUAUAAAGCCGGCCAGCCGCUUCCUGAAAACUUCGAAAAGGUCCCCCUCAAAACCGAGGACAAACGCAAAUUGCGAGAUAUGGGAGUAGCGGUUUUCGAAGAUCUGCCUGACGAUGAGUAA